Molecule: messenger RNA, 969 nt
Organism: Nerophis lumbriciformis (worm pipefish)
Lineage: Eukaryota; Metazoa; Chordata; Actinopteri; Syngnathiformes; Syngnathidae
Source: RefSeq, a predicted model, not a curated record
AUGUUGCCUGAAGGAGGCUCUUUUGUCAAGGGGUUGGCCCUGGGAGCCGUCUCCUGCCUAUUGCUCUCGUUCCUGGGUACUUUAAGCCCCAAUGGCUCGUCCGACUUGGAAGAUGUCUACGAAAACCACCACGAACACCACCACGUCCAGGCGCAGAGCAACGACAACCUGAAGCAACUGACAGAAGCCCAGGCACAAGAGUUGAAAGAUCAAGUGCGUGUCUAUUGCAUCAUUAUGGUCCGGCCAAAGAUUCUGACAUACUGGGCUGCGGCCGUGGGAACCUGGAGCAAGCACUGCGACAAAGCGGUGUUCUACACGUCAGAAUCUUCCAAAGCCCUGGAAGCGGUCGACCUGCAAGAAAAAAACGACUGGGUGAGGUUCGGCAAAGCGCUGAAGCACGCUUACGAAAACGCCGGGGACAUCCGCUGGUUCUUUCUGGCGCAGCCUACAACCUUCGCCAUCAUCGAGAACUUGAAGUACCUGCUGCUAACCAAGGACCCCGGCGAGCCCUUUUACGUGGGCAACGCCAUGAAGUCCGGCGAGCUGGACUACGUCGCGUACGAUAGCGGCAUCGUCCUCAGCUACGAAGCCCUCAAGAGGUUCGUGAACGUGCUGGGCGACGAGAACAAAUGUCCGGUCCAGUCGAAGAGCUUGUGGCAGCUGAGCGAAGAAAAGCAGCUGGCCGUGUGCCUAAAGUACACGGGCGUGUUCGCGGAGAACGGCGAGGACGCGAGCGGCAUGAACCUGUUCAACAGCAAGAGCGUGAACGAGCUGAUCAAGGACAGCAUGAAUAACCAUCCGAACAACGUGAUUGAGAGCUGCUGUGCCGAUUUGGCCGUCACGUUCAACCGCAUGACCCCGAACCAGAUGCAGACAAUGAUGUAUGGAGUUUACCGCCUCCGUCCGUAUGGGCACGAUUUCAAGGACUUGCUGAUGUUUGACCCGCCAGAAGGUUCGGACAAUGACUAG